Molecule: messenger RNA, 2316 nt
Organism: Paramecium tetraurelia
Lineage: Eukaryota; Ciliophora; Oligohymenophorea; Peniculida; Parameciidae
Exons: 3
Source: RefSeq, a predicted model, not a curated record
AUGUCAUAAUUAAGUGCUUAUAAUCUCCUUGAAGAAUUUUCGAAACAUAAUGAGGUUGAAAUACUAUCGUAUAAAGUGAAUUUUUUAUAGAAUAUUAAUGUUUUAGAAAUUGAUCCUGUAUUCUCCAAUUUCACUUAAAAAAGAGUCCUUGAUAAUAACUUCUUAUCCAAACAUUUGCAUACAUGCAAUUCCUUUAUUUAGAAAGUCUAAAAUUAGUCUGUCUAAACUGCAAUUGCUACUAUGGGUGUACCUUUCGCUCCAGAAUUGAAUGAGAUUAAUUUAAAAAAUGAAGAUCAGGUUUAUAAUUUUAUAACUUAAAAUCUCAAAGAUUCCUUUACUAUUUAUGAAAUACAACACAAUUCAAGUACAAUUUGCAUUAGCUUUUGUCCUGAAUUAGAUUCUUUUUGCAUCUCCUCUGGAACACAAACUAUUGUUUGUUAUAAUGAAAAAGAUAUUCAUUUAUAUUAAGAACCAAUGCAUGAGAGACCUAGGCAAGCAGCCUAUUAAUUUUUUAGCUUUUUCAAUAGGAUGCCAAUAAAAUAGUAGAAUAAUUUUAUUCAAGAUUUGAUGAAUAGAAGUUUAAUAGGUAGCUACAACCUUAAAAAAUAGAUUGAGUGGUUUGCUAUAGUUGAGCAUUAUUCAAACUAGAGAAUGGUCGAUCCAAUUACAGUUAAGAACUUUCUAAAUCAUUACAAACUAGUUGCUGCUUAAACUUAAUUUACAUCAUCAAGUAAAUUACAAUAACAUUUUUAUUAAAUUUAUAAUCAACCCAUUGAAUAAUUUCAUGUCUAUUAUAAAGGUAAAACCUUAUAUUUUUGGAGAGAUAAUACAUUUCUUGGAUGUUGUUUCAUUCCAUAUCGAUAAUACUCAAUUCUAAAUCAAUUCAAAUCAAUAUUAUUUAAUAAAGAAAAGUAAAAUUAAAAGGAUGAACCUUAUAAAUACUUAACUCAAUUCAAUUUAAAUGAUUAGGAUUUUGAAUUUUAUAAAAAAUACACAGAUUUGAUGUUGGAAAAUCCAGAAGCUAUUAAAAACAGAAAUCAUUUUUCCCAAUUAUCCUCUUAGAUCUUAAAAUCUAUUCGGUAAAAUGUCUAUUAUCAAUAAGAAUAAUAAAAUAAUAUUAUUACUAAUUAAUUAUCAACUAGUAUUGUUGUAAUUCCUAUAGGAAUUUCAGGUAUGGGAUACGAAAAGUUGUGUUCAUUUAUUGUAAAAGCAGGCUAAAGAGUUUAAAUUAUUAACAAGGCAGACUAAAUUAAUGACAAAAAUUAACUGUAUUUUUAUGAGAAGAUAUGCAAUCCAAAAGAAUUGGAAUAAAUCAAUAAAUAGUUAAAAUCAUUGCCAUUUACUUUAAAAACAAUUGCUCUUCUACCAGAAUGCAAUUUCCCAUAUCAUCAAAAGAAUUCAUAAUUCAAAUUUCCAUUUUCUUUCAAUUUUAUCAUGUUUUGCUUGCUAUCUGUUCUUGAUGAUAAGAAUGCAGUUAGAUAAGUCAUAAAUUAGCUGAAGGAAUUUUAAAAUUAUAAGUUAUCUAAUUUUCAAACAGAUUUUAAAGUGUAUUGUCGUUUUAUGCCAGAAUCAAAAGAAACAGAUGAUCUUUAUAGUGAAUUGGUUGAACAAGAUUUUUAUACUGCAUUAAAUUCAGAGGAUGAUUAACUAAUCGAAAGCUUAUCCUAAUAUAAAGAAACACAUAGGAAUAUAGAAGAUAACUUUUUAAAAGAUUAAUCAAAGAGAGUCAUAGCAGCAAUAGAGGAAAAUUCUCAAAUGCUGAUAAGAAAAAGUGUUUAAUUUUAAUUAGAAAGAAAUGAUAACUUAUAAUAUGGUUUAUUUAUUGAGAAUCCAGAUUGGAAUGUCAUUGAUAAUUUUAUAAAGUCUUGCUUGGAAAUCAUAGUAUAAGAUUAUCCUAAUGAUACAGGCAUUAAUAGGAUGUAUUAUUAGUAUGACAUAUAAUUCAGACCUUAAAACGCUGUGUUUAUGAAACUGAGCCAACCAUAUAUGGAAACUAAUUAACUAUAAGAGAAAACAAUAGAGGCUAAAGUUUCAAUAGCAGUGAUCAUAGUGGAUGGGAUUGUUAUGUUGCACCCUUAAGAAUUAGGAUUAGAUUUACUAUAAGAUAUUCCAAUAUAUUCUCGUAAUAUUGAUAGUUCAAAAAGCAAUAAAAUUUCAGAGCAGUUAAGAAUAGAUGUAAGAAAAAUGUAGAAAUAAAAUGCUGCAGAAGGAUAAAUUUAAAAAAAAUAAGUAGAGUUCAAUAGAAAAAGCUGGAUUGCUUAUAUGGUUAAAUAUAAGCCAAUUAACAUAAAAUUAGUAGGGAGACAAAUAAAUUGA